AUGACGCUCGUCAAAGAGGAUUGUGUCUUAGAAGAUGAGACAGGUACAGCUGAAAUUCACAUUUGGGAUGAGCUCAUCAACAACGUGAAAAAUGGGACAACAUAUGAAUUCCAAAACCUGAACGUCAAGCACUUCAAAGGAAGCACCCACUUAGCAACGACACCAGCAACUACCUUCAAGGAAGCCAGCAAACAACUUAAGUCUGUGCAAGGGCCUACACUACUGGAAAACCCAGAAAAAGAAGUUAAAGUCGACAUGUUCAAGUUUCUUAACAACCUAAGCAUAUUCGUUGCUUGUCAAGCUUGUAAGAGGAAGAUAACAGAGAGUGCCCAUCAGAAGUACAUAAAAUGCAGGAACUGCGGAGUAAGGCAGCGUCAAGGCGAAUGCAAGAGAGAUGCAUCUGUGCAAGUCAAAGUAGAAAUAGCUGGAAAGGAAAUAUGGCUGACAGCGUUCACAAAAGAAAUUGAAAGUCUUCUGGCUCUGUCUCCAGAGCUUUCCCUUAUGAGUGACUCAGAAUCUAUUGAAGACCACCUUAUGGACCUCAAGGAUAUCCACUUCACCUAUAAUGUGAACAAAAACACCAUAACCCAGGUGACAUCUCUUUCAAAUGGACUGGCGCAAUGA
Messenger RNA from Porites lobata, 624 nucleotides. The record is from the annotation of a GenBank genome assembly. NCBI's taxonomy places the organism in Eukaryota, Metazoa, Cnidaria, Anthozoa, Scleractinia, Poritidae.